AUGUCUGUACUUCGAAAGAAAUUUGGGGACGAUUAUCAGGUAGUGACCACCUCAUCAAGCGGGUCUGGAUUCAGCCAGCCUCCCCCGGAGAAAAAGAGGAAGAGGCAACGCUUCGUGGACAAGAACGGGCGAUGUAACGUCCAGCAUGGGAACCUGGCUGGUGAAACCAGUAGAUACCUCUCAGACUUAUUCACAACACUAGUAGAUUUGAAAUGGCGCUGGAAUCUAUUUAUCUUCAUCCUCACCUACACCGUUGCGUGGCUCUUCAUGGCAUCCAUGUGGUGGUGCAUCGCGUACAUCAGAGGAGACCUCAACAGAGUGCACAAUGACAAGUACACUCCAUGUGUGGCCAAUGUCUAUAACUUUCCUUCCGCCUUUCUCUUCUUCAUAGAGACCGAGGCCACGAUAGGAUAUGGUUACAGAUACAUCACAGACAAAUGCCCCGAGGGGAUCAUUCUCUUUCUUUUCCAGUCGAUCCUCGGAUCAAUUGUCGAUGCCUUUUUGAUCGGCUGCAUGUUUAUCAAGAUGUCUCAGCCCAAGAAAAGGGCCGAGACGUUGAUGUUCAGUGAACACGCAGUGAUUUCUAUGCGAGAUGGAAGACUAACUCUCAUGUUCAGGGUUGGCAACCUGCGUAACAGCCACAUGGUCUCCGCACAGAUCCGCUGCAAAAUACUGAAAUCUCGCCAGACGCCCGAGGGCGAGUUUCUUCCACUGGAUCAGUUGGAGCUGGACGUGGGUUUCAACACUGGGGCAGACCAGCUCUUCCUCGUCUCCCCACUCACGAUCUGCCAUGUGAUUGACACCAAAAGCCCCUUCUACGACCUCUCCCAGAGGUCCAUGCAAACAGAUCAGUUUGAAAUUGUGGUGAUUCUGGAAGGAAUAGUAGAGACAACAGGGAUGACCUGCCAAGCGAGGACAUCUUACACCGAGGAUGAGGUUCUGUGGGGACACCGCUUCUUCCCGGUUAUCUCCUUGGAGGAAGGCUUCUUUAAGGUGGACUACUCUCAGUUCCACGCUACAUUCGAGGUUUUCUCCACUCCACACAGCGUGAAGGAGAAGGAGGAGGCUCUGCUCCUCUCCUCGCCCCUCAUGUGCAACAGUGGGGACAAGCACAGCUCUCUGAACUGCCUGGAGGACAAUGACAGCACCAACAAGCUGUCCGCCAAGCUCCAGAAGAUCACAGGGCGGGAGAACCUGCCCAAGAAGCUACUGAGGAUGAGCUCCACCACCUCGGAGAUGACUUACAGCUUUGGAGACCUGCCCAUGAAGCUGCAGCGAAUCAGCUCUGUUCCAGGCGUCUAUGACGAUAAGCUGAUGGGUAAGACCUCCAAGAUCAGCACGGAGCCCAUGAGUAAGUCCGUGGCGGACUUACCUCCCAAACUUCAGCGACUGGCUGGGGGAGGAGGGGGCCGGAUGGACGGACACCUGCCACCCAAACUCAGAAAGAUGAAUUCAGAUCGCUUUACAUAGAGCAGGCAAAAUAUUUUAAACUUAUGCCACCUUUGUUUCCCUCCCUGAAGUCCUUCUACUAUCCCUAAUUUAUUAAUGGACAAUAUUCUUAUAUGAAAGGAAAUGUAGAAAAUGUGCACAUAUACCUUAUAUGAAGUAGGGUGAUGGGUGUGUACAUACUAUGAAAGACCUCUGAUAUUUUUUUUAGGAAGAUGUACAAUUAGCACAAUCUGGCAUGAAAGAAAUCGUGCAUGUAGAGCAGAAUCUCACUAAUUUUUGGCAUGACAGUUAUUGGUAUAUUAUUUUGCAAAAACAAUUGCAUCUGUGAUUUUACAGACGGUGAACAAUUGCACAAAGCCAUAUAAUUUACUACGUGAAAAACCUACAUUACAUGGUUCUAAUUUGUGGUGAUGAACAGCACACACAUUUGUUUUGAGUUGAUUGCUUUUGUUGUUUAAUGUAAAAUUGUGACAAUGUUACGUUGAUUGCAUGCUCCUCUUAUUGACUUAGCUAUACAAAGGUAAUAGACAACAAUAUUUAGCCUUAAUUAUAUUACCU
This is a messenger RNA of Pseudoliparis swirei, 2007 nucleotides long. Its product is annotated as G protein-activated inward rectifier potassium channel 1-like. The coding region runs from base 1 to 1470 and encodes 489 amino acids. Gene Ontology annotation, biological process: regulation of monoatomic ion transmembrane transport; potassium ion import across plasma membrane. NCBI's taxonomy places the organism in Eukaryota, Metazoa, Chordata, Actinopteri, Perciformes, Liparidae. The record is from RefSeq and is a predicted model, not a curated record. Gene Ontology annotation, molecular function: G-protein activated inward rectifier potassium channel activity. The transcript is spliced from 3 exons. Gene Ontology annotation, cellular component: plasma membrane.